This is a messenger RNA of Dunckerocampus dactyliophorus (ringed pipefish), 3309 nucleotides long. It is a transcript of the gene drc7, whose product is annotated as coiled-coil domain containing 135. Gene Ontology annotation, biological process: flagellated sperm motility. The transcript has 18 exons. Lineage: Eukaryota; Metazoa; Chordata; Actinopteri; Syngnathiformes; Syngnathidae. The record is from RefSeq and is a predicted model, not a curated record. Bases 710 to 3190 code for a protein of 826 amino acids. Gene Ontology annotation, cellular component: motile cilium.
UGGCCGCGGCGCUCCGUCGCGGAAGUAGACGCCAGCGUCUUCGUCACACACAAGACUGCACGGGCGACGGCGCGCAGGGAUACGGCGGGGGACAAAUAUAACGCCGAGCGAUUUGUGAGUCUGAUUUUUUUCGAGGAGGCAUUUUGUGAUGCAAACGUAUUACUGUUUUGAACGCGUAUUGUUUUGAGAAGCCAAACUGCUUACGUGUGAAACCCCAGCGACUACCUGGCUGGAACUACUUCUUCACCACCGAAAUCCGACCGGAACUGGGUUUAGGAGGCCAAGUGGGGCGAGUCGCUGUUGGACUACACUGCUGAAUGGGAUGUCAUGGAACUCCAUGUCAAAAAAUGCCAACUAACAUAAGCAGCUGCGAUUCAUGAGGCUCACUAAGUGCCAGUAAGUUUGCUGCACAAUGUAACACGUGAAUCCGUCAAAAUAACGUUUAUAAAUAUUUUUUAAAGACAUUUAUAACGUCAUCAGCGCAUAUUUACGCUUCUACGCCAGCUGUGUGGCAGGAGGAGGCUGAAGUGUGGCUGCGCUGCGUCACUAAACGUUACGGUAGUCUUGUGCGCAUGUCAGUAACCAUGGAGAUCCGAUGACAACAAGACACGGCGGCCAUCGGCGAAGCUAAGCUCUGAGGAGAACCCCACUCGACGACGGUGUAUUCAGCAGCAGCUUUUGAAGGCGUUUGACAAUAUUUGUGUAAAGGAUGGAGCCCAUAAUGGAGACCGACAGCGAGGAGCUGUCAGAAAGUGAAGACCACGAGGAGGAGGAGGAGAAGGAGGAUGAAGAGGAGAAAGUCAAAGAGUCUCCUCCGAGUGAGUACCUGUCCGCCCCGCUCCUUCCCGACUCGUACAGGCAGAAUUCCCCUGACGAGGUCCGCCUGUUGGCCAUCGCCGACAACUUCCAGCGCCAGUAUCGUCUUCUGUGUCCCGAGCGCAAGCCUCUGCUGCUCUGCCCCGUCAACGAAUGCGGCGUCAAGAAGUUUGUGUCCACCACUCUGCGACCCACCAUGACCAUCCACCCGCAGCUGCUCAGCUGGGAAGGAUGUGCCUCGUUUGUGGCCGACUUCCUGUCUCUGACUCCUCUGGAGCCGCCCGUGGAGCUGCCCAGGUUCUUGUUCUCUGCGACCUCAGUGCUGCACAGUCAGACGGCAACGUGUUUCGAGUACGCCGCCGUCCUGUGCAGUCUUCUGCUGGGCGCCAACUACGACGCCUACUGCGUUAGCGGCUACGCUAGCAAGGAGAUGUGCCUGCUGGACCGGAGCCUGGAAGAGUGCCACCUCAUGGACACCGAGGCUAAGGUCGUGAGCGCCGAGGCGAAGGCCGAGAGUGAAACCGGGCUCAAACUUGAACGGGAGGUAAAGAGUCGCUUCUUGACCAAUCAGGCUAAAAAGGAACAGGAGGAGACGGAGGCCAAAGCCAAGCCGCAUGAGGAGGUUACCCAGCCGCCCGUCGACCCCCUGAACGGUCUGCGGGUCCACUGCUGGGUUCUGGUCCUGGCCGGGUGCCGCAGCGUCCAGGAGAAUUUCUUCAUCGACCCGCUCACGGGAAAGAGCUACGGCACCACGUACGACCACUUCCUGGGGGUGGAGAGCGUGUGGAACAACUUCAACUACUACGUCAACAUGCAGGACUGCAAGGACGGCUGUGCUGAGCUGGUCUAUGACCUUCAUGACAUCAGGCUGUGGGAGCCAGUCUUGUUCGGGGCCACCAGCAAGAGACAACUGUUUCUCAACGUUCUCAAGAGGAAGGAGAUGAAGAUGAUGGGCAUGACUUGGGAGGAAGAGGAGGAGGAAGAGCAGGAGCUUGUGUAUGAGAUGCCAAGGUCCUGGGUCUCUUACAUCAACAUCACCAAACAAGACUUGGAGACACGCUGGCCAGGAAGCAGGAAGCUGACGCGCUACAAGAAAGCCGACCUGGAGACCUUUGCUGCUUACCUGCGGCUGGACGGGCUGGUGACCCGACUGACGGUCUACAAGGACGUGGACUGCACAGAGAAGGUGACGGUGAAAGAAUGGUACCUGGACAGAAACGACCACCUGAAGGAGCGAGAAGUCAACGAGGUCACUGGCAUCACCGUCGAGCGCUUCACGCCAGGACGACAGUUCCACCUCUUAUUCCACAGGUUCACAUCCACGGCAAUAGAGGGCGGCGAGCACGAGAUGGAGUUCAGCGGCGUGCGUGUGGACGGUCUGGUGCGGCGCGUGGACACGCCGCAGGAAAUGACGGAGACCUUCGAGGGCCGCGAGGACUUCCUCUACUACCGCCACGUCGUUUUCGAGCAACCCGUGGAGGCGGAAGACGACGACGACGUCGACCCCGAGCCGGAAGAGCGUCCCCUGCUGAAAGUGGUGGAGCGCUUCCACAGGAACCCAAAGAAGGACGCCAACGAUGACGUGGCCGAGCGAGUGUUCGUGUCCUUCCAGAGGAAGAUAGAGGUGAUGUACCACCUGGAGGAGAACAGGUUCGUACCGUGCGUGAGGACCUUCGUCAAACCGCGGGAGUCGCAUGGCUUCAGGGCCGACAUGGUCUCCGGCUUCCACGUGGACCCGGCUCAGAAAGCUCUGCACACGCUGGCACUGUACGACCUCUUCUCAGCGCUCAUCAAGGCCGAGAAGGACGUCGAGCUACAGAUCAGGAGGUCCAAGAGAGAGGUCAGAGACAUCGUGUCCUGCAGAGAGCAGGAGGAGGCGGACAUUCUUCUUCACUUCUCACCGUGGACCACCACUGGAGCUGCCAAGGCCCGCAAGCAAAGAGAGGAGAUGGAGCGCGUGGCGGCCGAGGAGCAGAGGUGGUUGCAUGAGAAGGAGAAGGACUACCUGGCCCCCUUCCUCAUCCGACUGGGCAACAUCGAGAACGUGAGCGCAGACAAUGCGAGGUGCCUCUACGACGAGUGUCUGAGCGACUUCAAGGCGCGCAUGGUCGUGCAGGCCAGACUCAUCCAGGACCGCCACGACCAGGCGACUCAGGCGCUGCAGAAGAAACAACAGCACUACCAACACAACCAGCUCAACAUGAGCCACCAGGAGGAGAAAGAGUACCAGGCCUUCUGCGCCGAGCACACCUUCCAAAUACACAUCGCCAACGAGCGCCUCAGCAUGCACAAGAAAUCGGUUGCUCAGAGGUACCGUGCACUGGAUCAGAGGCUCAAACAAGACCCACGACUGGCACCUUACCUGCUCAGCUGAACGCUCACACGCUCUCACACACACUAUUUACAUCAGUGUUUACUUGAUGUGUCACUGUGAGUACAAUAAAGUUUGUAAAAGUGAAGUCCAGUUUAUAUGCCAAGACUACAUCAUGGACA